Messenger RNA from Sinocyclocheilus grahami, 1846 nucleotides. RefSeq names its product interferon-related developmental regulator 2-like. The record is from RefSeq and is a predicted model, not a curated record. The transcript is spliced from 13 exons. The coding region runs from base 405 to 1772 and encodes 455 amino acids. NCBI's taxonomy places the organism in Eukaryota, Metazoa, Chordata, Actinopteri, Cypriniformes, Cyprinidae.
GUUCUCUGCUUCUGUGUGAGCCGUAGAGGAGGAGCGUGCCGGGUGUGCAAGCCGUUACAGAUGGGAAGAUGGUGGAAUCUGGAGCAGCAACGUGCACGAUACUCCGUCCCAAACAUUUUCAAAAACAGUUACCAUCACAACCUGGCAUUAGAUAUCGGUUACCUGGGGACAACCAUAGAUAGUAAAUACUAAAACUGAACUCUAAGUAUUUUGAUUUCGGUGCAAGGCGCACCUUUCAUUGGUGGUGCCUAAAGCGUGGGGCCAAACGGCACAGAUCAUAGUAUUUUGAUACUCUAGGAAGGAUCUCUCGGCUGGGAUUGUUGAUAAACUGUUGACUGUCUACACAUUCUUGUUCUGUAUAAUCUGUUUCUUUUGGGCUUCGGUGUUUUGGAGCGGCUGUCAGAAUGCCACGAAGCAAAAAGGGGAAACGCGGUGGGAGCAGUUCGAGUAAGGGCUCACUUCGACAGGAACUGCUUCAGCUGCAGUUGUCAAAGACUGCCCUGUCACGUGCAGGGAGAAAUGGGGUAAAAGGCGAGUCUGGUGUGAGUGAUGACGAUUUGGCGUCGGAGGUUCUCAGUCACUACAGCAGCACCAGUGAGAGCGCAUCAGUCAUAGAGGAAGGCACAGGUGAGGUUGUAGAUGAACAAACUGCUCAGGAAGAAACAGAAGACAAACUGAAGCAAUGCAUCGACAAUCUGAUGGACAAAAGUGCUAAGACCCGUCUGGCUGCAUUAGAAAGUCUGCGCUUGGGGUUUUCUUCCAGAGUCCUGUAUGAAUUUUUGUUAGAGCGACGUUUCACCAUCAGUGACUGUCUGGAAAGGAGCUUGAAGAAAGGUGGAGGAGAGGAGCAGGCCGCUGCUGCUACAGUGUGCGCUCUCUUGUGCGUGCAGCUCGGGGGCGGAGUUGAAGGUGAGGAGGGCUUUAAGAUGCUCCGCCCCAUCCUCAGCUCCAUUUUGAUUGACAGCUGUGCCAGCCUGUCAGCUCGACAGAGUUGCGCUCGAGCUCUGGGUAUGUGCUGCUACGUGUCUGCCUCAGAUGAUGCAGAGGACCUUCUAAAAUCUAUUGGUCAUUUGGAGAGUGUGUUUGUGGGUGCAUAUCCCCUGGGUGAUGGCACUCUGCCCUCUGUCAAAGCCGGGAUCCCUGUGCUCCACAGCACUGCCCUUCAGUCUUGGGCUCUGCUCUGCACCCUUUGCCCUGCAUCACGCAUCAACACCAUUCUGAACCACCACAUGCCACGUCUACACGCAUGUUUAGAAAGCAGUGAGGUGAACUUCAGGAUUGCUGUGGGAGAGACCAUCGCUCUGCUGUGUGAAUUGGGACGGGACAUCGAUCAGGAAUUUGAGUAUGAGGACUGCGAUGCAUUGUGUGACAGUCUAAAGAACCUGGCAACUGAUGGAAACAAACAUCGUGCUAAAAAUGACCGCAGGAAACAGCGCUCAAUCUUCAGAGAGGUGCUGCACUACAUUGAGAAUGAAGAUUUCACUGAGGAGAAGAUCCAGUUUGGGAUUGAGGCCAUCUACAUUGAUGGCUGGAUGCGCCGCAGGAUUUAUGAUGCCUUUAAGGAAGUGCUCGAGUCUGGAGUCAGACACCACCUACAGUUUAAUCCUUUGUUGAGAGAUAUUUUUGGACUUGGACCUCCUCUCAUCCUGGAUGCGUCUGUCAAAGCCAGCAGGAUCUCCCGCACAGAGAGGCAUCUGUUUAACUCUGCUGCAUUCAAAGCCCGGACUAAAUUAAGGAACAAAGUGAGGGACAAACGUGCCGACGUGAUGUGAGGAUGAAGAGAAACACUACAUCCUUAAAGGAACACUCCACUAUUUUUGAAAAUAGGCUCAUUUUACAACUCCCC